UGUAAUAAGUACAUUACCUCCACACAAAACUCAAAAGCUGAUAGAUACUUGCAAACUAGAGUUGCUACAUUCAUAUACAUUGUACUAUUAGCUAUUUAGCUUGUCUGAAGAUUUUAUUGCGAGCUUAAAUAUAUAGUACUUCAUACGAAUGGCGGACUGGGGCCCAGUGCUGGUGGCGGUGGUGCUGUUCGUGUUGCUAACUCCGGGUCUGAUUUUUCAGUUACCGGGUCGGAACCGGGUCGUUGAGUUCGGAAACAUGCAUACUAGCGGUGCUUCUAUUAUAGUUCAUGCGGUCAUCUAUUUUGGUCUUAUCACCAUCUUUCUCAUUGCUAUUGGCGUUCACAUCACCACUGGCUAGUUUGAUGGAGCCGUGGUUGUACGGGUCGGGUCCUAUCUUAUGAUAAGCUUGUACUGUAUCUAUGUGACUGUGUUUACUGUUUAUGUAUUGAAGUUGUUAUUGGAUACUCUGUGACUGAGGAGAUCAGUAUUAAGUGAAUGAAUUAUGAAUCGUUUCUGCUUGA
This is a messenger RNA of Daucus carota subsp. sativus, 521 nucleotides long. RefSeq lists its product as uncharacterized. The transcript has a single exon. The record is from RefSeq and is a predicted model, not a curated record. Lineage: Eukaryota; Viridiplantae; Streptophyta; Magnoliopsida; Apiales; Apiaceae. Bases 149 to 358 code for a protein of 69 amino acids.